UAAUGAUGAUGAGCAUCCGACUUUAAGCCAAAUCAAUCGCACUCUGCCCAAGGCCCCCCUUGUCUGACCUCCCUCCGGUUCACGUCGCACAGUCACGCCCGUUGCAUGCGCCCGUCUCCUGCAGUCUCCCAGCGAAUAGUGCAUCCAGCGGAGUGACCACAUGGUUUGCAUGUGCUAUUCACGUCGCGCUCGACACGCCGGCGCCGACACAUGCAACUGCGUGAGUGACAUUCCAGCGGCCCCACGCCCAUAGCCGCCUCCCAUAGUUCUGGAUUUUGGGCGGCCCAGCGUUCCAGACAAUGGACGUCGACAGCCAGCAACCACCGGCUGCAGGUGCUCAGGGAGCUGCAUACACGAACAGGGUCCCCGCCGAGCACGCGCUUGAUAGUCCGGCGAACCAGGCGAACCAGGCGAACCAGGCCAACCAGGCCAACCAGGCGAACCAGACCUUGCGGUCGCGCCGCAGAACAUCGCUGCCCUCGUCUACCAAGAGCUCGACGCUCUCUGUGGACACCAGCACGCGGCCGUCGAAGAAGCGCUCGCCCAACUACAUCCGCACACAGGCUGCCUCGCCCGAGGUCAUCUCGUCGCUCAUCGACCAGCUCUCCGCCAUCUCGGCUUCCACCCAGAGCCAUUUUGAGAACCUGCCCAUUGGCUACGGAACCAGCGCCUCGGUGGCUGUCAGCCCCAGCCCGCACCUGUCCCGGAGCAGCAAGACGUCGGUCGCGGGCCACAAUGGCAGCGCUGACGACCGCUCGCCCUACUACAGCGCCAUAAGGGACCAGAACGACCUCUACCCGGACGACGCAUGCGAGCCGCCCGUCAUUCGCACCUCGAAGCCACCCUCGGGACUGUCGCCCAUCACCGCACCACCCCAGACACGCAAGGACAAGACGCACUCGCUCAGCAGCUACAUUGGCCGCAGCGGCGGAAGCUCGGCCUCGAUACACUCUUGCCACUCAAAUCGCUCCUCGAACAGCUUUGGUAACAUCAGCAUUGAGGCGGGCCCAAUUGCCUCCAAGCCUGUUACGGCUGGUGGAGGUGGCAGCAACAGGUCGUCUGCCGAGAGCAAGAGAAGCGUCAAGCGGCCGAGGAGUCUGAUGUACAUGAGCUCGCGGGAGCGCCUAAAGCAGAAAGAGACCGACGGUCGCAAACGCUUGGAGGAGACGGCAUCGCCAGACUCCCCGCGAAAGCCCGCAUCGCAGCUGUUCCCGUACGAGGAUACGAUCAAGGAGGAGCCAGUGACGAAAGAGGAGCAUGAGCCGCUCGUCAUCGCCGAAUCCUCGAGAUUUGCGCAGCGGUACCCGAGCAGAAGCUCCAGUCCCGCACGUCGUAUACGCAUGAACUUGGUGGAUGGGCCAGACGGCGAAAGUCCAAUCGAGCAAGGCCUAAUUCCAGACCGAAGCUCGUCCUUGAGACACGGCAGUCCAUCGAAGAAGAGCAAAAGGAGAAGUUCUAACAAGCACAAGGACAAAGGAAAGGACGCCGAACGACCAAAGACGAUUGCAGUCACGGUACCGGAGGAGCCAGCAACACCCGAGAUGGAUCCAGAAGAGGCGCGAAAGCAGAAACUGCUGAUGGAGUUGGAGCAGGAACAAAAUGAAGUUGCGCGAAGAAUCAAGCAACUGAGGGAACAAAAGCUUUUAAGAGACAAGAUUGCUGGAAAGCUGCCUGCAGAUAGUGAUGCAGGUGCAGGGGCUGCUGUGGUCAAGCCUCAUGUUUCAGGACUCCCGAGCCCUGAAGACUCGCCUACAUCAAUCGUAUCACCCACGUCGGAAGAGCGAGAUCAGGAUUACACAAAGGCGCACAAACUUCUGGGGGUUUUUGUGCCACCUGUUGGGCGGUCCUCGACGGAGAGCAACUUAAACAAGCCUCUACCGAGCAUCGGACCGCGAGAGCCGACACGACCAGCGCCUUUACCGCCGCAUCUGCGACAUUCGCGACACAGAAGCUUGACUGUGAAUGACGGCGAUGAUCUACUACUGCCGAUCAACUACGCUCUGGCACUCAAAAGCUUGGACUCAUCAGCGCCAAACUCACCACGAACGCCUCGCGUGGACUCCACGCACACGGCUCUGCCUCCACCUCCAAGCAUCAGCGUUGCGUCUUCCCAAGGUACGGGUUCUAGCAGAGACGGACUCCAGCGAUCUAGUUCCCUUUCAGUUGGCGGAAGAUCUGCAUUUGGGCGCAAGGCAAACAGCUUGGUAAUGAGUGGGUCGAAAGGCCACAAACACUCAGCCAGCCUGACCGAGGAGAGACCGCCUGUCUUGCGCUCUGGCAGUGAGGAGAUCUCCUCAGGGCGGCAUUCAUCACUCAGCAUGACAUCAGCCUCGAAUAGCUUCUCAUUGCAGCAAAAGAGAACACUCAAGAAGAAGCGAUGGUCGCACCCUGACUUGCCAGCUAAGGCGGAGAAGGCUCACAAUAGCAAAGUGGAUGCAGCGGAAGCGGCAGAAGCAAGAGCAUCACAAUACCCGGUAAACCCCUGGAGUCCAGUCAUAGAGGAGCGACCUACCUCUUUGGACUCAGUGGACAUGGAUGUGGAUGCAUACUUGCAUUCACCAAGACUAUCGCAGAAGAUACGACACCCACAAACAGGGAGGAUCAUAUCGUUUUCGGAGGUUGGCGAUCCUAAUGGCUAUGCGAUCUUUGUGUGCGUUGGCAUGGGUCUGACGAGAUUUGUGAUGGCCUUCUACGACCAGCUUGCUGUGACGCUGAAGCUGCGUUUGAUCACACCAGAGCGUCCGGGAAUUGGAGGGAGUCAAGUCGAUCCCAACGGGACUCCACUGACAUGGCCUGACGAUGUGCUCAUCAUAUGUCAAGCCCUGAAGAUCACCAAAUUCUCGCUGCUGGCUCACUCGGCAGGCGCCAUCUACGCUCUUGCAACAUCGUUACGGAUGCCACAACACAUUCGCGGACGAGUGCACCUCCUCGCACCCUGGAUCCCACCAUCUCAAAUGGCGCCGAUUGGCAUCGGCCGAGACUCACCGCCUACCCAACAACUCCCACGAUCACAACGCUUCCUCCGCGCUCUCCCCGUCUCCCUUCUCAGAGUUGCAAACUCCACCUUCCUCAGCGGCACAAGCGCCUCCCUCCAACGCACAGGACCCACGAAAGCCCCCAAAACACGGCGGAAGAGCAUAGCACCACAGACCAUGAACCGCACCGAAACGCCACCACCGCGACCAUUGCUGAAAGACAACCGGCGCGAGUCUAUGCUGAUGAUGGACCGAAUCCUCCCCAACGCCAGCACCCUCACCCUAACCGUAUCCAACACUCACGAUCCCGUAGCCGAAAAAGCACGCCUCGAAGCCCUUUCCCUCGCUGAACGCGAACGCCAACAUGCCUUCGAUGAGCGUCUCACGUUUGCAAUCUGGGACCGCGCAACCGCCAACGCGAAUCCGGCCACUGACCUCAUCGUCUGUCUCGAGACCAAGCAGACCAUCGGGUUCCGCUAUGAGGACAUCAACCGCCCAGUCGUCAUCCACCACGGCAGCAAAGACUCGCGUGUGCCUGUGGAUAAUGUACGGUGGCUGGGCAAGCUGAUGCGGAAGUGCGAAGUCAGAAUUUUGGAAGGCGAACAGCAUGGUCUCAUGGCGAGCGCACAGGUCAUGGGGAACGUGUUGACUGAGAUGGCGGGCGAUUGGGAGGAUUGGACGGCUGUGGUGAAGCAGGCGAGUGUGUCUGAUUUGAGGAGUAUGGUGAGGCGGAAAGCCAGCUACGCCUAAACACCUACAACCUAGUGAAACCUGAAGUCUGGAAGAAUUGGGACUGAAGAGACGGAUUAGAAGCAACAACGACACUCCCUUGUACGACUGAGCGAGCGAGCGAGCCAUGCACGCAGCUCUUGGCUCGAGAUACGGCCGACCCAGCGAGAUUUUAAGGCCGAUUUGAUCUCUUUGGUCCAUCUCUACCCCCUUAUAUUGUCUAAUUUUGCCUUUCCUUUGUCGCUAUACCCCCUGUACAUACUAGAUCGGAGAUGGAUAGGUUGGCAUGUGGGUAGAUCUGGGCCAUGAUGGAGGGCUUGAUCGCAACCUGAAUGAAUAGUCAAUUCACAAG
Macroventuria anomochaeta is the source of this 4056-nucleotide messenger RNA. RefSeq names its product alpha/beta-hydrolase. The coding region runs from base 300 to 3725 and encodes 1141 amino acids. The transcript has 2 exons. Lineage: Eukaryota; Fungi; Ascomycota; Dothideomycetes; Pleosporales; Didymellaceae. The record is from RefSeq and is a predicted model, not a curated record.